GACCAAUCGGAGGCAGAUGUCUGGUUGUUAAAGUCGGACUCAUUCCAAUCAUGGCUGUCAGUAUAAAUUUGAACGGCAAGCAAUGGAGGGCUCUUCUCUUGUAUCAACAAAUAUCUUCACGUUUAUACACGAGUUUGUAUUGAAAAUUCUAAGAAUUACUAUGAAAUUUUUCAAAAUGAAUUUCAAUGUUGACUGAUUUUGGAAAGUGUACUUAUAACAUUGGAUCAUAAGGUUGGAGAAUUUUUUUGCUAUCUGUACGAAUAAUGACAUCCAGUAGAUUAGACAGACUUUUCAUCUUACUAGAGACUGGCAGUUCAGCAGUUACAAGGUCAGCAGCUGCUAAACAACUGGGAGAGGUGCAGAAAUUACAUCCUCAUGAGUUGAACACUCUGUUGAUAAGAACUGCAAAAUAUUUGAAAUCUAAUUCAUGGGAGACAAGAAUUGCUGCUGCAGAGGCCAUUAGAGCCAUUGUGAGCAAUGUUCCACAAUGGGAUCCCCAUCCAAACGAUGAUAUACCAGAAUUGGAGUUGAGUCAGAUUGUUCCAUCUUCAAUAGGAAGACUCAGAUUUACUCAGUUCGAUAUAAUGAAAGUAUUGGAAAAUAGUAAAUCUCUUAUGGCAUCAGAGGGAACUGAAUUCGAUAUGGAGGAAGAUAAAUCAGGUGGCGACUUGAAGGAAAAACUGGCGAAACAAAGACAAAUUUUGAAUGCUAAGUUAGGUCUUACUGAAGCUGCAAAAAUUGGAAUAGAUGUAUCUGAUUUAUUCUCAAAUGAAGAUUUAAUAAUCAAAAUGGAGCCUCUGAAUAUGUCGGACACUAAAAAACCACUACAUGAAUUUAUCACAGCAGUGAACGACUCACUCAGUUGUCGAGAAAGGAAUCGUGCCAAGAGGAAAGCUCGUCAAGCUGUUGGUAAGAAGUCUCGAGAAAUGGGUGAAGACAAUUCAACAAAUGAAGAAUUGGAUAAUAGAAAAAGAAUAAAAUUUGAAGUAAAAGAGGAAAUAAUGGAUUUUGGAUCUCCCCCUGAAGCAGGGGAAUCUAUGGAUUGGCCUCUGGAAUGGUUCUGUGAUAAAAUGAGUCAGGAGUUGUUCAGUUCUUGUUGGGAGUCCCGACACGGAGCUGCUACUGCCCUAAGAGAAGUAAUUGCAGUCCAUGGUAGAGGGGCUGGAAAAUCAAUGAACCUUACUUCUAAACAGAUGUUCAACUCUCAUCAGAUAUGGUUAGAAGAUAUGGCAAUAAGACUUAUAUGUGUAUUAGCAUUGGACAGAUUUGGUGAUUUUGUAUCUGACGCUGUAGUUGCUCCUGUCAGGGAAACUUGUGCUCAAACUCUUUCGGCUGUACUCAAAUUGAUGACAACAGAGAGUUGUUUGGAAGCCUUAAAACUAUUACUACAGCUUUUAGAUUAUAAAGAAUGGGAGGCCAGACAUGGCGGUUUACUAGGACUGAAGUAUUUAUUAGCAGUUAAGGAAGAUAUAAAUAAUUUAUUACUGCCACAAUCAUUUCCUCAUAUUUUGAAUGGAUUGUCAGAUCCAGUGGAUGAUGUUGGAGCAGUUGCGGCCUCAUCUCUCAUACCAGUUGCUGAAAAAUUAGUUGAAUUAGUUCCAACAUCGGUGCCCCUAGUAGUUGACAAACUUUGGGAACUUCUGGCCGAACAAGAUGAACUUGCCGCUGCAUGUAAUAGUUUUAUGGGUUUAUUGGCAUCUAUUCUAAAUUUAUCUAUUGCUCAAGCACUAUUGCCACCACAAAAUUUGAAUAAUGUUGUUCCAAAAUUGUGGCCUUUUCUUAGUCAUAGUACAUCAUCCGUUCGAAAAGCUACCCUUCAAACUCUUCAUACACUGACAGAAGCACCAUCAAAAGAUAUUAGUAUACCAUGGAGUGCUCUUCUCCUUCAGGAAGCAUUGCGUUAUGUGUUUCAAAGAGUUCUAGUUGAACCAUUGCCUGAUAUCAGAGAAGUAGCUGAAAAGGUUUGGGUGAACCUUGUGAAAAAUUCUGGAUUGGUUGAACUGUUGCAUGCUGCUUGUCCCUUUAUCACUGUGUGGUUGGUUUUGAGUAUGCAGAUUACAAGUAUUCCUGUUGAUUGUGCAUUGCUGAUAUUUGCAAGUACUCAUAAAAAGAAGAGCACCAUCGAUGGACUGCAUACAUAUGACAAUAAUAUAGUGGUACCUAAAUGGUAUAUAGGAGGUUGUGAAACAACCCCAUUGCGAGUCCGAGAAAAGAACGCCAUAGAAGUUAGAUGUAUGUUAACAAGAAUGUUAGGCUUAUUAUCUUGUUAUAUCGUGCAAGAGGCUCCAGGUGUAGAUUAUGGUAAUGGUAUUGAAAAACCAGUGAACUCAUAUGAAAAAAUUUUAUUAUCUCAUUUGAACUCUAAAUCUGCCAUGCAGAGGAUGGUCGCCAGCAUGGUAAUAUCUGAUUGGGCUAGACAAUCUCAGAUGUCGGUGUGUCCUCCACUGUUAAAAGAAAGACUUCAGGUCUGCUUAACAGAAGGUAUUUAUUUCGAUGAAAUAGCCUUGAGUUUCACCAAAUUGGCGCAAGAAACUAAAGACUUCAUAGCAACUUUGAAACACUACAAGGUUGAUGUUGAUAUUGACAGUGAACCUAUACUUACCCUGAAUAAUAUACAUGAAUUGACUGGUUCUAAUAUGCAGAAACACUUGAUCAGCUCUAAACUGAAAAGUAAAGUGUAUGACAAUUUAGAGGAUAGACGCUUGAGCAUUCAAGGGAGUGUUGUUCAGAUCAGUAAUGAACAAUUAACUUUAAGCAUAAGUACAUUGGCUGCUGUAUCUGGUGCUUUAGUUAUGUUCAAUGCUCUUCCUGAAAAGCUAACCCCUAUUGUCAAACCUCUCAUGGAAGCUAUUCGUCGUGAAGACAAUGAGAGCCUUCAAAAAUUAGCUGCUGCUAAUUUAGCAAUUCUUGUUGAUCAAUGCAGAAACAGGGUGCCUUGUCCUGGUGAUAAAAUUUUGGUCAAUUUAUGUACUUUUUUGAAAUGUGAUCCUGAUUUCACUCCAGUCAUUGUGAAAGAAGGUACAUCCGAUUCCUCAUUCAAGCAAGAGAAUUAUCUUGGUAUUCUAACGUUGGUGAAACAACAGAAGAAUGCUGAAAAGGUCACAUUUCGCCGACAGAAUAGCUUGGGUAGAGGGCCCGGUAGGCCACCAGUGUCAGAGUUACCCCUGGAGGAAUUAUUGAAAGAAGAAGAUGAAGUCCAUAAAAUAAAUCGAACACAAAGACGAGGGGCCUCGUUUGCUUUGACUGCAAUUGCUAGCCAUUUUGGAAAGGAUUUACCUGAGAAAUUGCCCAAAUUUUGGGAAUUUGCAAUUGGAGAUCUUGUGAACAGAAUCGAUCCUUCUAUUUUCGAUCCUAAGACUGCUUAUGAAAAAGAUGGAGAAGCGGAAAAGUUAGUUGAAACGCUUCAGGUUCUUGAAGUUACAACUACCAGCUUCCACCCAGACCUGUUUCCAGAUUUGAUGUCAAAAAGUUUAGACAGAUUAUGCCUUCUCUUAUCUCAUCCUUACACAGCUGUCAGGCAUUUAGCCUCCAGGUGUUUAGCUAUUUUCGCGAAAAUAGAUUCUGUAAAAGUUAUGGAGAUGAUAGUGGAAAAGGUUCUUCCCAAAAUGGAAUCAAUGGAUUCAGACAUCGUCAGACAAGGGGCCAUAGAGGUUAUUGCAUGCAUUGUUGAGGUCUUACAGUACAACAUUAUACCAUAUGUUGUAUUAUUGAUAGUUCCUCUUCUGGGAAGAAUGUCUGAUCAAAAUAAGUCUGUCAGGCUUAUGGGAACAAGCUGUUUUGCCACAUUAGUUCAGUUGAUGCCACUUGAUGGAGGAGUUCCUGAACCACCCACCUUUGCAAAUAGUUCUUUGCAAGAGAAACGAAUAAAAGAAAGAGAAUUCCUUGAGCAACUCCUUACUCCAUCUUGUAUUCCUGAUUAUAAAAUUCCUGUACCUAUAGCUGCAGAAUUGAGAAGCUACCAACAAGCUGGAGUCAAUUGGUUAGGAUUUCUAAAUAAAUACAAAUUGCAUGGUAUUCUUUGCGAUGACAUGGGUCUUGGAAAAACCUUACAGAGUAUUUGUAUUUUGGCUAGUGAUCACUACUUUAGGGAAGAGAAAUAUAAAAAUACUAAAUCCCCUGAUUGUGUUCCUCUACCAUCCCUAGUUAUUUGUCCACCAACAUUAAUUGGCCAUUGGGUGUAUGAAGUAGAAAAAUUCCUAUCCAAAAAAUAUCUGAAACCAUUACAGUAUAAUGGUACACCAACAGAAAGAGAAAAAUUGCGAAUAAAAUUUAAAAUAUAUAAUCUCAUUGUAGCUUCUUACGAUAUAGUGAGAAAAGAUAUAAAUUUCUUCAGCAGUAUGAAAUGGAAUUAUGUUAUUUUGGACGAAGGACACAUAAUAAAAAAUGGAAAGACAAGAACAAGUCUUGCAAUCAAAGCAUUGAUCGCAAAUCAUAGGUUAAUAUUGAGUGGUACUCCGAUACAGAACAACGUAUUGGAGUUGUGGAGUCUCUUUGAUUUUUUGAUGCCUGGAUUUUUGGGCACAGAAAAGCAGUUUACUGCCCGAUACUCCAAACCAAUUUUAACCAGUAACGAUCCAAAAUGCUCUUCAAAAGAUCAAGAAGCUGGGGUGUUGGCGAUGGAAGCACUACACAGACAAGUGUUGCCGUUUUUAUUAAGGAGGAUGAAGGAAGAUGUCCUUGAUGAUUUACCACCAAAAAUUACUCAGGAUUACUAUUGUGAAUUAAGUCCCUUACAGGAACAGUUAUAUGAAGAUUUUUCAAAAUCUCAAGCUCAUCAAACCUUACAGGAUUCUUUAACUACUGGCUCAACUGGCGCAUCUCUGCAAGGCAACACCCAUAUAUUCCAAGCUUUGAGAUAUCUUCAGAAUGUUUGUAAUCAUCCUAAACUGGUUCUGAAUCAUAGUCACCCUCAAUAUCAAAACAUUCUAAAGAAAUUAAAGCAAAACCAGUCUGAAUUAGAUGACAUAAACCAUUCAGCAAAAUUACCUGCUCUGAUGCAACUUCUUCAAGAUUGUGGUAUUGGUUCCUCAGGAUCACAAGCUUCAACACAACUAGUGAUAAAUCAACACAGAGCAUUGGUGUUUUGUCAGCUCAAAGCUAUGUUAGAUAUUAUAGAGAAUGACUUAUUCAAGAAACACAUGCCAACUGUCACCUAUCUGCGUUUAGAUGGAUCAAUCGCUUCUAGUCUUCGACAUUCUGUAGUUCAAAGAUUUAAUAAUGACCCAUCAAUUGAUGUGUUAUUAUUGACGACUCAAGUAGGAGGACUGGGAUUGAAUUUGACAGGAGCAGAUACGGUCAUAUUUGUAGAGCAUGACUGGAAUCCCAUGAAAGAUCUUCAAGCUAUGGAUCGAGCUCAUAGGAUUGGUCAACGAAAAGUUGUUAAUGUUUAUAGGCUGAUUACAAGAAUGACAUUGGAGGAGAAGAUAAUGGGAUUACAGAAAUUCAAAGUACAGACUGCUAAUACUGUUAUUAGUGGGGAGAAUAGUAAACUAGAAACAAUGGGAACAGAACAACUCCUUGAUCUAUUCUCUCAUAAGCCAUCGAUUAGUGGAAACCUACCAAAUAAUUCUGUUACAAGUUCCGGAGGUAUGAAAUCAAUCUUGGAAAAUCUACCAGACUUAUGGGAUCAUAAGCAAUAUGAUGAUGAAUAUGACAUGUCACAGUUCAUGGCCAAAUUAAAAUGACAAAGAAACCCUUGAGACCACUCAGGUUGUCCAGCUAUUUGAAGCAUUGGCCUACUUUCCAGUUCAAGUUGUUGUUUUUAUAACCUAUAAGUUUCAAGAGCUCUUAUGCCCAAUUAUCAGAUAUUAUUUCCAAUUUUCAUGUAUCAUCUUCAUCUCAUUGUAUGUAUCAUGAUAAUGUAAAAACAUACUCUCAUUUAAUUUAUUCAAUUGAUUAAUUAAUGUGUUCUCAUUUAUAAAUUAAACUAAUAUGAUUUAGUUUCAAUUUAAUAAUAAAAAUUAGUAAUAAA
Harmonia axyridis is the source of this 5971-nucleotide messenger RNA. RefSeq names its product TATA-binding protein-associated factor 172 (gene Hel89B). Gene Ontology annotation, molecular function: TBP-class protein binding; ATP-dependent chromatin remodeler activity; ATP hydrolysis activity. The transcript is spliced from 19 exons. The coding region runs from base 264 to 5684 and encodes 1806 amino acids. NCBI's taxonomy places the organism in Eukaryota, Metazoa, Arthropoda, Insecta, Coleoptera, Coccinellidae. The record is from RefSeq and is a predicted model, not a curated record.